GUGAUCCGCGGGCGCCGCGGUGCAUUCCAGCUCCCGGAGCCGGUGGGGGUUCGGCGUGCCCUGCCCCCAGCCGGACGCGACCAUGCUGUCCCGCCUGCUCAAGGAACACCAGGCCAAGCAGAAUGAACGCAAGGAGCUGCAGGAGAAGAGGAGGCGAGAGGCUAUCACGGCCGCGACCUGCCUGACCGAAGCCCUGGUGGACCACCUCAACGUGGGUGUGGCCCAGGCCUACGUGAACCAGAGGAAGCUGGACCGCGAGGUGAAGACCCUGCAGGCCCAGGCUGCCCAGUUUGCCAAGCAGACAGGCCAGUGGAUUGGGAUGGUGGAGAACUUCAACCAGGCUCUCAAGGAAAUCGGGGAUGUGGAGAACUGGGCUCGGAGCAUUGAGCUGGACAUGCGCACCAUUGCCACCGCGCUGGAAUACGUGUACAAGGGGCAGCUUCAGUCGGCCCCCUCCUAGCCACUCCACCCCCUGCCCUCCACCCGCAGCAGGCCGUGAAUAAAGCCCCGGCCUCCGUUCA
This is a messenger RNA of Lepus europaeus (European hare), 521 nucleotides long. It is a transcript of the gene BLOC1S1, whose product is annotated as biogenesis of lysosomal organelles complex 1 subunit 1. Gene Ontology annotation, cellular component: BLOC-1 complex. The record is from RefSeq and is a predicted model, not a curated record. NCBI's taxonomy places the organism in Eukaryota, Metazoa, Chordata, Mammalia, Lagomorpha, Leporidae. Gene Ontology annotation, biological process: endosomal transport. The transcript is spliced from 4 exons. The coding region runs from base 83 to 460 and encodes 125 amino acids.